AUGACUAGCGGAAUGGUAGGUCAUCCUUCUACCUCCGCGAUCGACCACGGCCUGUCUGGGUCUCUCGGGCCGCGCCUGCAAGCAAUCCAACCCAGCUUCAAAAUGAACCCGGGAGACCUCGGCAUCCUCAAAUCUACCCUCCUCCCCUCAAUCGGUAUAUACUCGUGCUUCUCGCUAGCAACAUUCAUCGCAGCGGAACGAACAAGGCGCGUUGAGUUGAAAGAUUGGCUUUGGCCGUCUGGCCAAGUCGCUACUGCAUGGUGGGCCGCGAUCGGCCGGCCCAUGUACGAAAAAGGAGUCUCAUUUUUGGACGCAUGGACAGGUCUAUCAUGGACUCAGAAGCUCCUUCUCGGGUGCGUGACUGCCUGGGGAGCGAGGCUGUUCGCACGUAUCGCGAGUCGCUCUUUGAAGCGCGGAGGUGACGAUCCGCGGUACGAGGCCAGUAAGAAAGAGCCCGGAUUCUGGAAGUCGGCGUUGUUCAAUAUGUUUCUUCCAGAGGCAGCUGUUCUCAGUGUUAUCUCUCUUCCCUUCACAGUGCCGUUCACCACGAGCGGUACCACUUUGUCCCUGACGACGACCACACUCGACACCGUUCGUGCUGCAGGGGCUGCGCUCUUUGGUAUUGGAUUCGGUAUGGAAGUACUGGCAGAUACACAGCUUGAGCUCCAUCGCCGGGAACGCUCUGAUCUGUGUCGUCAUGGUGUAUGGGGUCUGGUGCGCCAUCCUAACUACCUGGGCGACACCCUUGUCCACAUUUCAUUCGCUGUCUUGAACAUUGCAGAUUCUUUCAACCCGAUUGUCCUGCUUGGUCCGCUGGCGAAUUAUGCUUUCCUCCGCUAUGUUGGCGGAGACAAACAAACCGAAGCGAGCCAGGAGGAGCGCUAUCAAGCGGAUGACCCUAAGAAGUUCGGACAGCUCAAGAUGUGGCGAAAGGAGCAAAACAGCUUCUGGCCCUCUCUACGGGACCUCACCAAGCCCUGGGCUUUUGCGGUUGCGGGAUGUGGCCUUAUUGCUGUAGUUGUGGAAGAAGGACUACAAACCACCUUCGACAUGCAGUAA
Molecule: messenger RNA, 1059 nt
Organism: Penicillium argentinense
Lineage: Eukaryota; Fungi; Ascomycota; Eurotiomycetes; Eurotiales; Aspergillaceae
Product: DUF1295 domain protein
Exons: 2
Coding region: 1-1059 (352 amino acids)
Cellular component (GO): membrane
Source: RefSeq, a predicted model, not a curated record